Molecule: messenger RNA, 1347 nt
Organism: Eutrema salsugineum
Lineage: Eukaryota; Viridiplantae; Streptophyta; Magnoliopsida; Brassicales; Brassicaceae
Exons: 2
Coding region: 1-1347 (448 amino acids)
Biological process (GO): DNA integration
Molecular function (GO): nucleic acid binding; RNA-DNA hybrid ribonuclease activity
Source: RefSeq, a predicted model, not a curated record
AUGGUCGCUUUACGCCGACGGUUCUUCAUCUUCGCGAGGAGCAGGCGUUGGCAUACGCCUAGAAUCACCAACAUGGAAGUACUAGAACAAUCCUUUCGCCUCGAGUUCUCGGCGUCGAACAACGAAGCCGAAUACGAAGCCCUACUCACCGGACUCCGCCUAGCUCUAGGAAUCGGGGUUAAGAAGAUUGAAGCGUUUUGCGACUCCCAACUCGUCGUCAAUCAAUACAGCGGCGACUAUGACACUAGGAAUGACCGAAUGGACAUAAUCCCGAGGAGCGAUAACACGUCAGCAGAUGCUCUGGCGGCUCUCGCCUCGACAUCAGAACCUAACCAACGCCGCGUCAUCCCAUUCGAAUGCAUCGAUACACCACUCAUCGAGCUUCCCAAAGGAGUAUGCUCCAUCAACGAACUCCAAGCUAGUAGCAUCGAUGCCAAUGAGCUACCUCUCCCUGACGUCGUCGACGAACCCGCAGAGCAGGAACCCUCGAUUGACGACUGGAGAAUCGAAAUAUUGCUCUGCAUUACGGAUGGCCAAGUCCCACCCGAUCGAUGGGCUGCAAGACGCCUCAAAACGCGAAGUGCGAAGUACAUCCAAUCACACGGUAAUCUCUAUCGUUGGAGUUCAUCAGGAGCCCUUCUAAAUUGCCUUCACGGUGAGGAGACGCACGACGUUAUGAAGGAAAUGCAUCAGGGCGCAUGCGGAAAUCAUUUGAACGGACGAGCUCUAGCUCUCAAGAUAAAGAACCACGAACACUUCUGCCCCACUAUGCUCACUGACUGCGAUAGAUUCGUAGCCCGAUGCGAACAAUGCCAAAGGCACGCUCCAAUGAUUCACGCUUCGGCGGAACUGCUCGCUUCAUCGUCUCCCCCUUAUCCAUUCAUGCGAUGGGCGAUAGACAUAGUCGGACCACUGCCUCGAUCACGACAAAAAAGAUUCAUGCUCAUCGUCACAGACUAUUUUACAAAGUGGGUCGAGGCAGAAUCCUAUGCCAAGAUCCACGCGAUCGACGUCAAGAAAUUCAUCUGGAAGCAGAUCAUCUGCCGACAUGGCCUCCCAUACGAAAUUGUCACAGACAACGGCUCCCAGUUCGUCUCUAACAUCGUCGAAGAUUUCUGUGCGAAGUGGAAAAUCAGGCUCAGCAAAUCAACGCCGAGGUACCCACAAGGUAACGGCCAGGCUGAGGCAACCAACAAAACGAUCCUUGAUGGAAUCAAGAAAAGAUUGGAAGCCAAAAAGGGUGUAUGGACUGACGAGCUCGAUGGAGUUCUCUGGUCACAUCGAACUACACCACGACGAUCUACAAACAAAAUCCCUUCUCACUAUCACACAGAAUGGAAGCUUUAG